Messenger RNA from Chaetomium fimeti, 1053 nucleotides. Its product is annotated as inorganic phosphate transporter Pho88. The record is from RefSeq and is a predicted model, not a curated record. The transcript is spliced from 3 exons. Gene Ontology annotation, biological process: protein targeting to ER. Gene Ontology annotation, cellular component: endoplasmic reticulum; mitochondrion. The coding region runs from base 344 to 922 and encodes 192 amino acids. Lineage: Eukaryota; Fungi; Ascomycota; Sordariomycetes; Sordariales; Chaetomiaceae.
GCCAGCGCUGGAGCCAGUAAGGCGGCCGGGUUCUUUGUCUCCGGGGGGGAUCAGCCACGGAAGAACCGCAACGCCGGUGCCCAGCACUGGGCCUGAAGCUGAAGCCAACAGGGACCGGGGGACACGGAGAGAAGUGGAGCUGGUUCGGUCAGUUCAACUGUCAAUUGCCUCCUUCGAAAUCAGAUUGCGGCAGCCCAUUUGUGGGGACAUUUCCAGAUCCAAAAAAACUCGCGGCGUUGCCCCCUACUCAACCUUCCACGCUGGCAUCCGCAAAACAGUCGCGCCCAAAUCGCGAAGACACAAACCCGCUUCUUCUUCGCGACGCUCGACACAAUUAGUCACAAUGGCCGGUCUCAGCCCCCAGAUAACGAACCUGAUCAUCAUCCUGGGGAUGAUGCAGGUCGCGAAGAGGAUCCCGUUUGAGGAUCCGAACGUGCUCAACAUCUGCCGCGCCAUCUACAUCGCUAGCAACCUGAUCAUCCUGAGCAUCAACAUCUACAUCAAGGUCGUCAUCGACAAGAAGAAGGAUAUGACCACGCUCAAGUACGUCGAGCCGGCGCCGAUGGGCUCAAGCGAGGAGGGCAAGCUCGUCACCACGACCGUCCACGCCUACGACAUUGGCCAGCUCAAGACCCUCCUGCGCUCGCAGGGUAUGGGUGUUCUCAUGAUGGGCGUCAUGCACAUCUACUUCAAGUACACCAACCCUCUCCUCAUCCAGAGCAUCAUCCCUCUCAAGGGCGCCCUCGAGGCGAACUUGACCAAGAUCCACAUCUGGGGCAAGCCGGCUUCUGGUGAUCUCAAGAGGCCGUUUAAGCAGGCUGCCGGCUUGAUGAGCGGACUCCAGGGCGGCCCCGCCCAGGCUGACAAGAAGGCGGUUGAGGCGGCCGAGCGCGCUGGCCGUGGCGGUGCCAAGGAGGAGUAAUCAGAACGAGACUGGCGGCGACGGGCCGGGUCAACAACCUGAACCAGUUUUGUACAAUACAACGCAUGAUUACGGACAUGAUGGUAGUGGUAAUUAAUAGAUGAAGACGUGACUAGACGAUAACAACCCAC